This is a messenger RNA of Closterium sp. NIES-65, 795 nucleotides long. NCBI's taxonomy places the organism in Eukaryota, Viridiplantae, Streptophyta, Zygnematophyceae, Desmidiales, Closteriaceae. The record is from the annotation of a GenBank genome assembly.
AUGCGCCGACGACUGGAGCGUGUCCAAGGGGGUCCCGGCUUGAGCAGCCCCUACAAGAUCCCCCACGUGGCGGGGGAAACUGCAAGUUCGCCACCACCUCGCACGCCUCCGCCAGAUUCAGAACCCGGCACAUGGUCAGCAUGGGGUCUCUCCCCGCGCGAGUGGGGAGAGGUGCAGUCUGCGCUUCGCGCGGAAACGCCGCCGGCCAGCCAGGAGUCCGGCCAACAGCCAAGCGCGGCACAGAGAAGCCGGGAACCUGACGGGGGGUGCGGAACUGACCCCCGCGCGCGGGCUGAUACUCACGCAGCAUCGGCGCACGCAGAGGAGCGACCUGGCUGGCCUGGGUCCGCGGCGAAGGGGGACCGUUGGUCACCUCAAUAUGGACGUGAGUCGGCGCCCCACUCGCCCGGGCCUGCCUCACCACCUCCACGAACGUGUCCGCAGCAUGAUCGAGGGCUGGAUCAGGCUGGUUGCCAUUCCCGCCUCGCCCUCCGCCCUUCCGCCAGCCCCGCCGUCCCCCGGAACCAGCCGAAUGUGGACGCGGGGGGGACUGCUCGCGGCGACCCGAAUCCCAGCGACGACCAGGCGACCCCCUCCCCCGCGUCGCCGGAGAUCGCGGAGGAGAACGUUGCGCGGGGGAUCGCGCUCGCGGUGAGCGCUGGCCUGCCUGACCACGAGGGGAUGGGCGGCGAGAAGAGCGAGGACGUGCAGGAGAACGCUUACCCCCCUCCCCGCGCUGAUAGUGCUCGCGACGCUCAGGAGAAGGGCGGCGAGGAGAGGGCGGCUGUUGAGUGA